Molecule: messenger RNA, 1439 nt
Organism: Diachasmimorpha longicaudata
Lineage: Eukaryota; Metazoa; Arthropoda; Insecta; Hymenoptera; Braconidae
Product: glycerol-3-phosphate phosphatase-like
Exons: 6
Coding region: 300-1286 (328 amino acids)
Molecular function (GO): phosphatase activity
Source: RefSeq, a predicted model, not a curated record
GUGUUCAAUGUCGAAAUGAGGGGGUGUCAGGAAGGAGAAGAGAGACGACAAGAGAAUGUCUCGGGAUUGACAAGAGUGGGGGUGAAUUUUAGGGACACUUUUUCAUGCGAUUCACCCCCACUGCAAUUCUCUGUCUCCCACCACUGCCUGUGAUACCCUCUCCUUGGUACGAGUCUCGGUGGAGAGACAUAGAUGACUUUGUGAGGUUAAAUUUCCCGUAGUCUUGUGUGAUAUUCAAGAGCACAAGUGUCAAUGAAUUCAAGGAGUUAGAGGUUACAACACGGGAGAUACAUCUGUUGAUGAUAUUGAGAAAUUUUUCAAAAUUUUUGGGGAGAAGUUGGAGUUGUGAACAAGAUAUGGCAGGGAUGAAUCUGAAGACACUCGGAAGGGAGAAAAUCGAGGAAAUAGUCAAUUCGUUCGAGACUAUUUUGACAGACUGUGAUGGAGUUCUGUGGUUUCAGAACAAUCCAAUUGCCAAUGCAGCGAAGACAAUGAAUGCAUUUCACAAUACUGGGAAGAAAAUAUUCUACGUAACAAAUAAUAGUACUAAAACCCGAGAGGAGUUCGCUGAAAAGGCUGAAAAUUUAGGUUUUAUUGCAAGCCCCGAUAGCAUUGUUUGUACAUCAUACUUAGCUGCUAAGUAUCUACAGGAUAUUAAUUUUAAUAAGAAGGUGUACACAAUAGGCUCAUCAGGCGUCGCGAAGGAGUUGGAUAAAGUUGGAAUCUCUUAUUGUGGCGUGGGACCUGAUCCAAUCAACGAGAAACUCAGCUACGAGGAGCUUUUUCCCACUCCAGACCCAGAUGUUGGAGCUGUUCUCGUUGGAUUUGACCUGCAGUUCAACUAUAUGAAAAUGCUGAAGGCAGCGAGCUACCUCAAUAACAAGGAUACUCUGUUCAUCGGGACAAAUACUGAUGAAAGAUUCCCAGCAUCGGAGACACUAGUCGUACCAGGUACUGGGAGCAUAGUGCGAACUAUCGAGACGUGUUCGGAACGUGAAGCAAUAAUUAUGGGAAAACCAGCUCCCUAUGCUGCUGUGAUGUUGCAGAACAAAUAUAAAAUAGACCCAAAACGUACACUAAUGAUCGGUGAUCGUGCUAGUACCGAUAUUCUAUUUGGUAAAAGAUCGGGAUUUAAAACUCUCCUCGUUCUAUCUGGUGCCUCAACCACCAGUGACAUCGAUAAUUGGAAAAAAUCCAAAGACCCAAAGGACAAAGAAUUAAUUCCCGAUUACUACACUGACACAAUCGGUGAUCUACUACCCUACAUAAAAAAUUUAAAUAAUUAAUGAUUUUCCAUUCUAGAAUGUCACAAUUGGACAACACAAAUUUCUAGUAAUAUCUUUAUUUUUAUAUUCUUCGAAACAAAAUAGUUUUCAAAAAUAUAAUAUUUAUUCAAUCCAAUAAUAAUUGUAACUAUCUAAAUAUAGAUUUAAAAAUAU